AUGCCUCAGCUUACUGCACCUAUUUCCGGUCCAACCCAACGGCCCAGUAAAACUCACAAGCCAGAUCCGGCGAUCCAUCGAGAUCAUGAAUCUUCCCUGUUCGUGGUAGACCGAAAAGGGGACCGUCAAAAUUUGGCAUAUGGGUCCCCGGACCGCUAUGCUAUUCCACGGUAUCGAGUCUCCGGCAGUGGUGCUCUGCUUGGUCUUGGUCCAAAAUACCGCAUCACUUCGCGAACGGAAACCCGUUAUGAAGUUGAAAAUGUGGAACUUGAUUCAACUCGAAAAGUCCGUAGGCAGUCUCUUCUCUCAAGCGUGGUCACCGAGGAUCCUGCGCCUUUGAAGGCUCUGCCAGUCGCCGACAAUCAAGAGGAUCUAGGAAAGAGCUUCUUGAGGUUUGAGCAUGGAUACUCCAGAAAGAGGAGACGUAUAACAAGGCAGCGCGACCAACAGGUCUCCGACACGGACGGAGAUGAUUCCAUCUCCGAUCUGGAAACAGAUGGAGAGAUGGAAGAUGCAUUUGAAACUUUCAAAAGCGACCCGGUCCACCAACGGCACGUCGAACUCUCCAGAGCCACCGUUGAGCAUCCACAGGAUCCCAAGGUGUGGCUCGCUUUCAUUGAUUAUCAACAAACGUCCUUCAGUCGCGAGAAUGACUCCCGAAGUUUCGGUCUAUCGUCUGGGCGAAGCCUCAUCGACAUAAAGAUUUCACUCUACCGACAGGCACUAUCUCAUAUCAAAGGUGAUGAAGAGCGCCAACCCCUAAUUCUGGGUCUGAUGCACGAAGGGAGCAAGAUCUGGGAUUCAGAGAAGCAGGCUUCGGAGUGGCGGACUUUCCUCAACAAAGACGCUUCCUUUGACUUGUGGAUUCUCUACCUCAAUUUCAUGCAAAGUAAUCAAGUCAGGUUUACGUUCGAAAACUGUCUUGAAGUCUACAAGGAUUGUCUCCAAAUCUUCCGGGCCGUUGCGCCAGGGCGCAAAAGAGACUCAAAUUGUAUCUACCUUCUUCUCCGGUGUACUCUAUUCCUGUGGCAGUCCGGCUUCACCGAACGGGCCGUUGGGAUUUGGCAAGCUUUGUUCGAAUACUGUUUUUUCCGUCCCCAGCUGCCAGUAUCGGAGGACCCGCUUGAAUCAUUUCAUCGGUUCUGGGCCAGCGAGGUUGCACGAAUUGGCGAAGAAGGAGCUACUGGGUGGAACUCCAUUACCAGUCCCGAACUCGGACCAAAUACCGAUAGGCAGGACUCUCGUAUGCCUGGCCUGGAUUUUGCUACUUGGGCAGCCGCUGAAGAUGAUCAGGAGCGAUGUUCAGGAUUGCCGGCGCGUACUCUGGACGAAGUAAGUGAAACUGAUCCAUACCGGGUUCUCCUCUUUUCCGAUGUAAGGGAGUUCCUGUUCUCCCCAAGUACAAGCGAAGGCCUGAGGGCUUUUCAAGACGCCUUUUUACUGUUUGUCGGCCUUCCUGUGCUAUCUUCCCUUCCGGAAUCGAGGCGUUGGCAAGGAGAUCCCUUUGUCUUCAACCACUCUCGCUGCACAGAAAAAUGGACACUGUCUAUCGCGCCACAGGACCUCGACGGUGAACCCUCGAUGCCUUUAAAUGGAUUGUCAAGUUCUCGAACAGUGGCAGAGCUAUAUUUCGAUUUUCUGCGGCGUUUCCUUUUCCAACUGGCCACAAGGGGGCGGGACGGAGAACCCGACGAACUACUGGCUGAAUAUGCUAUCGCCCUUGAAGCUCAAGCGGACCUGAAAACUGCCAGGAGAAAAGCAAAAGCGCUUCUCAAGCAAAGGCCCAACAGUCUGAGCCUUUACAAUACAUAUGCCGUCCUCGAGUAUCGAACAGGCAAUCUCGAAGCUGCAGAGAGAGUGUGGUCAACCGCAAUAUCUAUGCGCGGAUCUCUCGGCCAAGAUGUCGAAAGCAGUGCCUUUCCUCUCUGGCGCGAGUGGGCAUACUCCUACCUGUUAAAGAAGAGAUUUAAUGAUGCAGAAGUUUUGUUGAGUAUGUUGCCAGACAGCCAAAUUGAUCUAUCCAAACUACAGAAGAGUACAAGUGUUCGCACGCCCCAAUCGAUCUCGACACAGAUCAAGGCCGAGGUCUACAUCAAAACACAAUUUGAAGCGAAUCUUUCCAAACCCGAUACACAGAUGCUUCCAGCCGUUAUUGAUGUCUUGGUCAUUUACAAAUAUCUCACCCAGGGCCUGGAUCUCGAAGCUGCCUUGGAGGUAUACGAAAGCUGUCUGAACGCACUCGUUGGAAGAUGGGCAUCAGACGCCCCCGUAGUGGAAACUGUCCACGAGCACCGGGCCUAUCUCCUUCACUCUCAUGCAACGACGUUCAGCAGGCCCUAUAAGCCCGGGGAUUACUGUUUGAUAUUGAGAGAGUCAGUUCGGAUCUUUCCUGACAAUCUUCGUCUUCUGAUGCUGCAGCAACAUUACGCUCAAAAAUCGGGACUCUUCGACCGGUUGCGUCAGGUCGAUGCCCGUGCUCCGGGACAGGAGCAGGUGGAUCGGGGAAGCAGCAGCAUCAUUCCCUGCAUGUUCGAUCUCCUAACCGAAGUGAGGAGGCCUUCCUACGCUGGAAGUACGGAUCACAGUAUUCGCUCGGCUUUCAGACGAGCCACUGAUCAGGGUGCAGAAGGGUAUCAUUGCAUGGCUGUUUGGAAGGCAUAUGUUAUGUGGGAGCUUUCUGUUGUACCCCGUGAGAAGCCUGUGGCGAAGGAAAGCAGGCCCGCCAGCGAAUCCAAAAGACGCCACGAGCUUCAGAAGCUGGCAGACGUCUUUUACAGUUCAUUGAGGGCUUGUCCAUGGUCCAAAGAACUGUACAUGCUGGCCUUCUCAGAGGAGAUUCUGAGAGACGGUCUCAGUCACGAGGGCCUGGAGCGAGUCUAUGAAAGUAUGCAAGAUCGAGGCCUGAGACUUCGCAUCGAGUUGCCGGAGUCCCACUGA
Capronia epimyces CBS 606.96 is the source of this 2937-nucleotide messenger RNA. RefSeq lists its product as uncharacterized. Bases 1 to 2937 code for a protein of 978 amino acids. Lineage: Eukaryota; Fungi; Ascomycota; Eurotiomycetes; Chaetothyriales; Herpotrichiellaceae. The record is from RefSeq and is a predicted model, not a curated record. Gene Ontology annotation, biological process: RNA processing; negative regulation of RNA catabolic process; regulatory ncRNA-mediated post-transcriptional gene silencing. The transcript has a single exon. Gene Ontology annotation, molecular function: protein binding. Gene Ontology annotation, cellular component: catalytic step 2 spliceosome.